Cimex lectularius (bed bug) is the source of this 2814-nucleotide messenger RNA. RefSeq names its product octopamine receptor beta-1R-like. Bases 553 to 1830 code for a protein of 425 amino acids. NCBI's taxonomy places the organism in Eukaryota, Metazoa, Arthropoda, Insecta, Hemiptera, Cimicidae. Gene Ontology annotation, molecular function: octopamine receptor activity. Gene Ontology annotation, biological process: adenylate cyclase-activating adrenergic receptor signaling pathway. The record is from RefSeq and is a predicted model, not a curated record. The transcript has 5 exons. Gene Ontology annotation, cellular component: membrane.
GAUGAGGAAUCAGUAAAAAUGAAAAAGUUUGACUCAGUCUUUAGCUAACAUUUCAUAUGUGGUUACCCAAUAGAUGAUUAAAUUAUUCCAAUUUAAUUAAUCUUUAGACCGUGUUGAUAAUGAGUUAAACAGAAAAGGCGAGUGUGGAGGCAUGAGCAGUCUGUCGUCUGCCAGACGGAAGACUUCCUCCUCUUCCGCAGUCUCUUCAUCCGCCCGUGAGAGGACUUCUCGGUAUCUUCGGUUUGCAGAUCACCUGGAAAAACGGAGGUGCGAGCUGGAAAUCGAUGAGGCUAGUUCGCAGGCCGAGCCGACAGAUGGCCGGACGCAAGUCGCUGCCGGUGCCGGGCUUCCACCACUCAGUCAUGCCCCGGGCACCGAGUUCCAUGGAUUCUCGCUCCGCCAACGCUCCUGGAUAAAUUGAUAAUAAAACAAAACAAACAAACACGUUGAGACUAAAUAUCCAUUGCGCCAGGUGAGAAGUUCGUUUCACUGAGGGAAAAGAGAAAAACUUGACGGGGGAUGGGCGGGGCGGGGGCGCACUGAUUUCCGGUGAUGAUGGAGACCGGAAACCGGACGUGGACGGAUGAGGGGGCCGGCCACCCGGCAGUGCAGCCGACCCCGCAAGACGGAUGGACCCUGAUAGUGAAGGCCUGCCUCAUGGGCUUCAUCAUACUGGCGGCCAUACUCGGCAAUCUCCUCGUCAUCGUGAGCGUGAUGCGCCACAGGAAGCUCCGGGUCAUCACUAACUACUUCGUCGUCUCUUUGGCCCUGGCGGACAUGUUAGUCGCCCUCGGCGCGAUGUGCUUCAACGCAAGCGUCGAGCUGACCGACGGCACGUGGCUCUUCGGAUCGUUCAUGUGCGACGUAUGGAACUCCCUGGACGUUUACUUCUCCACAGUUUCCAUCCUCCACUUGUGUUGCAUAUCCGUCGAUAGGUAUUACGCGAUUGUGCAGCCCCUCGAUUACCCUCUGAUCAUGACGAGGCGGAAAUUGGCGAUCAUGCUCGCCGCCGUCUGGUUCUGUCCCGCCUCGCUCUCCUUCCUUCCUAUUUUCAUGGGAUGGUAUACGACUCCAAAACACCUGGCUUAUCUUUCGGAAAACCCUCACCUUUGCGAGUUUAAAGUCAAUAAAACCUACGCAGUCCUCUCGUCCAGCCUCAGCUUCUGGUUACCUGGUGUCAUAAUGAUCUUCAUGUACUACAGAAUAUACAUCGAAGCGGAUCGCCAGGAACGCAUGUUAUACAGGAGCAAAGUAGCGACGGCUUUGCUCAACAAGCACCUGCAAAUAAACGGGAUCGCCGCCGGGAUGGACGUGGGCGGGAGCGAGCCUCUCCGGCCUUUGGCGACUACGAGCAAAAUGAAACGAGAGAGGAAAGCGGCAAGAACUUUGGGGAUUAUCAUGUCCGCCUUCCUCGCCUGCUGGCUGCCUUUCUUUUUGUGGUACAUAAUCACGACGCUGUGCGAGCCUGAGGUGUGCUAUUGUCCGCACGCGGUGGUUGCAGCCGUUUUUUGGGUCGGAUAUUUCAAUUCCGCCCUCAACCCGAUCAUCUACGCCUAUUUCAACCGCGAGUUCCGGGCUGCUUUCAAGAAGACUCUCGAAUCCUGCUGCAAGACGCUCGUUUUGUGGAGGCGGUCGGGCGGAGGAUUGGACCGCGACUCAGGACUCGCCGCCCCCGGCUACGGGGGCCAGCGUCCCAACCAGAUCGCCGCCUCCAACGUCUCGUCCCAAGCUGAGAUACACGUGAUUAACUCAUCCAUCGCCAGGGCGUCGACGACCGAGGAGAUCGCCAACAUAAACCACAAUCCCGACGCAACCGAGGACGUCAUCUAGAAGAUGUCGACAGAUUCAAAACAGUACAAAAUUCUCGACAGGAAGUCGAACUCUUCUCUCUUCUUCCGUUGGUCUAGUUUACAGUAAUAACCACUGUUUACUAAUUAACGCCCAAACACGGCAACAAAAACAAUCGAAACAAAUCGAUAUUUCACGAACGAAUCAAUAGAUUAGGUCAAAUGGAUUCAGUUAUACGUAAAAAUAUACGUUGUUAAAUUGUUUCCUAAACAAAUCAAUAAAACACAUUUAUUGAAUCAAUCGAAGAACUUCGAAAAACAAAUCUACUGAAGAAUUGUGUAAAUUAAUAAUUUCAAUAGAUUCUUGAGGUGCCCCUCACAUUAUUUUGUUUUUAAACCAUCCCAAAUGCAAAGUUUUUACAGACUUUUUCCUAAUAAAAAAAACUUUUUCAUAAACAACCAAUUCUAUCGGUUAAAGAAAACAAUUUAAUAAUCAAUUUAGUAUAGGUUUAUACAAGCAGAUCGAUUGACAUUCAACUAAAACUUUUCUAGCAUUAAAAACCAUAGCAUUCGACGCCUUUUGUUAUUGUUUGAUAUAUUCCAAUGCUGGUUUUUAUGUUGUAAAACCACCCUAUAUUAAAUUUGGGGUUGUUUUUCAUUCUAGUCAAUCUCACGUUUAACGCGGAUCUCUCGGUUUUGAACCAGAGACCGUGAAUAUAAUAAAAAAAGGGGAAAACAAUCAAGCGCUACUUGGUUUUAGAUUGAGACACGGUGGUAGAGCAAAAUAUGUUUUCCUUUAUAAAAUGCCAACGAUAGUUGUACAAAAGUUUCCUUUUGGAAGCAUCGUAAUACUCGACGAUAAAUUUUUGUAAUAAAGAUCCAGAAAACCUAUUUUGUAUAAAAACAAGCCAGACCUUGUGGCGGAAAUAAAAAUAAAAAAAGUAUCUUCCAAUAAACUUUAUGCACAAAAUCCUCAGAAAUUGUUAAACCGAGUAGGCAAACUUUCGACACAAACCAGUGUAUUAAU